CCUAUAAAUAAAUGGCUACUACCACUUGUUCAUAGUCGUCACCAUGAACACCUUCCUGUCUCUUGUUAUCCUGAGUGUGAGUCUGCCCACCUUGGUGGUGCCUCUAGACUACCGUGCGGUGUGGCAGUUCAGGGAUAUGAUCAUCUGUACCAACCCUAAUAGCUGGCCUAUACUGGAUUACGUAGGCUAUGGAUGCUACUGUGGAGUAGGAGGCUCGGGGACCCCAGUGGAUGAACUGGACAGGUGCUGUAAGGUCCAUGAUCGGUGUUAUUCUGACUCACGGCAACAUGACGACUGUUCGGGUAUCUUAGACAACCCCUACACUGAACUCUACUCAUUCUCAUGUGACAAAGCGGCAAAGAAAGUCACCUGCGAUGCUGACAAGAAUCGUCCAUGUAAGAUGUUCAUCUGUGAAUGUGACAGGAAAGCAGCCGAAUGCUUUGCAAAAGCGGGUUACAACCCAGAACACGAGAAAUAUCCUAAUGAAAACUGCAAAUGAACUGAAAUGCGAUAAAGGUUUGGGAUUGUCCCUAAAGUCUCAUUAAAGAUAGCAAUGGUA
This is a messenger RNA of Cyprinus carpio (common carp), 559 nucleotides long. RefSeq names its product phospholipase A2, minor isoenzyme-like. Gene Ontology annotation, molecular function: phospholipid binding; calcium ion binding. The record is from RefSeq and is a predicted model, not a curated record. Gene Ontology annotation, biological process: phospholipid metabolic process; arachidonate secretion; lipid catabolic process. NCBI's taxonomy places the organism in Eukaryota, Metazoa, Chordata, Actinopteri, Cypriniformes, Cyprinidae.